AAAAAUGAUUGAUCAUCCGAAUUCGUUGAGAAUAUUGUCAGUGGCAAUCUUCGUAAUAUUUUUAUCGACCGAAGGAUUGUGCCGAAAACCUAAUCCGAAAAGCAUAAUAUUAGAAAAUGAAGAAGAUAUAAUUAUUUUUACUAGAAUUGGCAGCAGUUUAAAGGUAAAAUGUGAUUAUUCUGGAGACUUUUGGAUCAAUGAUUAUGAAUGGAAAAAAAUUAAAGACAGUGAUGAUCCUUUUGCGAUGUUACCAGAUGAAAUUUUGACCAUAUCGCAGUGGUUGGAUUUAGAGAACGUGGGAGCGGACGAUGAAGGACAAUAUUCUUGUACGAUGAAUGGCUUUAACGGCAACGAAACUUUUUCCGAAAAGCGCGGUUUUGUUUUGAAAAGGGCGAAUUACAACAACGGAUAUCAGGGGAAAACCAAACCGAAGUUUCAGAAAGAUUUUACGGGGAACGAAUCGCGGUUAUCAGUAAACAGUACACUAAAUCUUAGUUGUCCGUUCACGAGUGUGAGUGAUACGGUGUUUUCUUGGUAUAAAAAUGACGAAUUACUCAUUGAAAGAAAAUCAGUAAUUGAUGGUAUGGGUUUUAUCGAUAAUAAGUACAAUAUAAUGAAUGUUAAAAUGUCGGAUGCUGGAAAUUAUGCGUGCGUGGUGCUAAAUAAAUACGGUUCAAUCCAACGCCAAUUUGCUGUAGUUGUUUACGACAAAGCGAGUUCAAAUAAUUCGAAUCAAGACGAACAUAAUAUCUCUGACGACAAACAUUUUGUACUGAGUCUGCUACCCAUUUUAUCCUCACUUCCGAUGGAGAAAAAACUCAAAGCUCGGAUGGCUAUUGAAACGUCGUUACACAACAUAGCUUUCCCAGUUUUGAAAACAGAGGAACAUUUUCUCAUUAAACAUGACUAUACAACCCCAGAACCAUAUACACAACCUCAGAACCAUACACAACCCCAGAACCAUACACAACCCCAGAACCAAACACAACCCCAGAACCAAAUACAACCCCAGAACUAUAUUACACAACCUCAGAACCAUACUGCACAACCCCAAAACUAGAUUACACAACCAUCUCAGACUUCUUAGAUGGUGAAGAAACCUCAUGGUAACUGUAGUCAACAUUAUACAACUACAAUUAGCGAAUGUUACUCACAUAGGCGUGCGCAGACUUUGUCCUUAAGGGGGGCCCGCACAUUAAAAAGGUCUUAACCAAUUACCGAAGAUUCUUGUACUAAUCACUACUAGUCUAGUUAAAUAUUWAAUUUUUAAUUUUAUAAAAUACCUAGCUAUUUAUUUAAUUCAAUAUGCAAAUAUAAUAACAAUCUAGUAUAGUAUAAAUAUCAGCUAAUAUCUAUGCAUUUAUUGAAGAAAAAUCCAGAGAAUGCAGGAGGGAUCCCCCCCCCCGUGCGCAUGCCUUUGGUUACAUAGCAAACAGUCAAUUUUUUUUAUAAGCAUGUAAAGUUAAAUAUAUAUUAUUUUUGUCUGCUUGUAGAGUUUGA
Diuraphis noxia (Russian wheat aphid) is the source of this 1500-nucleotide messenger RNA. RefSeq lists its product as uncharacterized. The record is from RefSeq and is a predicted model, not a curated record. Gene Ontology annotation, molecular function: DNA binding. Lineage: Eukaryota; Metazoa; Arthropoda; Insecta; Hemiptera; Aphididae.